GCUGGUGAAGACCCCUGAGAUGUAAGUGGACCCUGCCCCGGCGCAGGGAAGAGGCACUUCGGACCACAAGAAAGAAAGAGGCCUGGUGGAGACCGGAGCCCUUCUGAGACUGUUAGAGGGAGAGUCGGGGCCAUGACGGUCAGAGGAAGAAGAGCAACGCAGUGUGUUUAAAGGUCGGAGCCGAAAGGCCCUUUUCUGAGGACGCCAUGAAGCAGAAGUACACUCUGGGGAGGGAUCCUGUUGAAGACGCCCAGAGAACUCCGGGCGUUGGAGCACCCCGAGCUAAGCCUAAGCCCUGCCGCCGCUCCGCGGAGGCCUCCUGCAGGCUCCGUUCCGGAGCACCGGUUGCUGGGCCCGAUGAGUUGGCGGGGGCUGGAGGAUCCUCAGCUGAUUGGCUGCGACACCCGAGCGGAAGUGAUGCUGCUGUCACUGGCUCCCGGGCUCCCGGGAAGCCGCGAGUUUCCGCAGGGAGGCGGCGGCGGCAGCUGCGGCCGGGCUGGGCCCACAUGUCUUCAGCCUGUGCUCAGAGUCAACAGUACUCACAGCGAAGGUGGCACUUUUUCUCCAUUUGCAUAAAAUGAGGAUGAAGCGGUUAGCCAAAUCAGGAGCUCAACCUCACAGAGAGCCCAGCCUGCUGCUCUGAUGCCGAAGGGGAGACAGAAAGUGCCACACUUGGAUGCCCCCCUGGGCCUGCCCACCUGCCUCUGGCUGGAAUUAGCCGGGCUCUUUUUAUUGGUUCCCUGGGUCAUGGGCCUGGCAGGGACAGGUGGGCCUGAUGCCCAGGGCACAGGGGGGCUAAGCUGGGCUGUGCAUCUAGACAGUCUGGAAGGUGAGAAAGAGGAAGAAAGUCUGGAGCAGCAGGCACAUACUGUGGCCCAGGCUGCAGGACUGGUGAAUGCUGGACGCAUUGGAGAGCUCCAGGGGCACUACCUCUUUGUCCAGCCAGCUGGGCACAGGCAGGCUAUGGAGGUGGAGGUCAUCCGGCAACAGGCAGAGGCUGUAUUGACCAGGCACAAAGCUGUGCGCUGGCACUCAGAGCAGAGACUGCUGAAGCGGGCCAAGCGCAGCGUCCACUUCAAUGACCCAAAGUACCCACAGCAGUGGCACCUGAAUAACCGCCGGAGCCCUGGCAGGGAUAUCAACGUGACAGGUGUGUGGGAGCGCAAUGUAACUGGGCGAGGGGUGACAGUGGUGGUAGUGGACGACGGAGUGGAGCAUACCAUCCAGGACAUUGCACCCAACUAUAGCCCCGAGGGUAGCUAUGAUCUCAACUCUAAUGACCCUGACCCCAUGCCCCACCCGGAUGUGGAAAAUGGCAACCACCACGGCACACGGUGUGCAGGAGAGAUUGCUGCUGUGCCCAACAACAGCUUCUGCGCGGUGGGCGUAGCCUAUGGGAGCCGCAUAGCAGGUAUCCGGGUACUGGACGGACCACUCACAGACAGCAUGGAGGCUGUGGCGUUCAACAAGCACUAUCAGAUCAAUGACAUCUACAGCUGCAGCUGGGGCCCAGAUGAUGAUGGGAAGACAGUUGAUGGCCCCCACCAGCUUGGAAAGGCUGCCUUGCAACACGGGGUGAUGGCUGGUCGCCAGGGCUUUGGGAGCAUCUUUGUGGUAGCCAGUGGCAAUGGAGGCCAGCAUAACGACAACUGCAACUAUGAUGGCUAUGCCAACUCCAUCUACACAGUCACCAUAGGUGCUGUGGAUGAGGAGGGCCGGAUGCCUUUCUAUGCCGAGGAAUGUGCCUCAAUGCUGGCAGUCACCUUCAGUGGUGGGGACAAGAUGCUCCGGAGCAUUGUAACCACUGACUGGGAUCUUCAGAAGGGCACUGGUUGCACAGAGGGCCACACAGGGACCUCAGCUGCAGCACCUCUGGCAGCUGGCAUGAUAGCCCUCAUGCUGCAGGUGCGGCCCUGCCUCACUUGGCGUGAUGUCCAGCACAUCAUUGUCUUCACAGCCACCCAGUACGAGGACCGCCGUGCAGAUUGGCUCACCAAUGAGGCAGGCUUCAGCCACAGCCACCAGCAUGGCUUCGGACUGCUCAACGCGUGGAGACUCGUCAAUGCAGCCAAGAUCUGGACAUCUGUCCCUUACUUAGCUUCCUAUGUCAGUCCCAUGCUGAAAGAGAACAAGGCUAUUCCGAGGUUACCCAGCUCCCUGGAGGUCCUGUGGAAUGUCAGCAGGAUGGACCUGGAGAUGUCAGGACUGAAGACCCUGGAGCAUGUGGCAGUGACAGUCUCCAUCACUCACCCACGACGCGGCAGCUUGGAACUGAAACUGUUUUGCCCCAGUGGCAUGAUGUCCCUUAUCGGCGCCCCCCGCAGCAUGGACUCGGAUCCCAAUGGCUUCAACGAUUGGACGUUCUCCACUGUGCGGUGCUGGGGAGAAAGGGCAAAAGGCAUCUACAGACUUGUUAUCAGGGAUGUAGGAGAUGAGCCGCUCCAGGUGGGCAUCCUCCAGCACUGGCAGCUGACCCUGUAUGGCUCCGUGUGGAGUCCAGUAGACAUCAGGGACAGACAGAGGCUGUUAGAAAGUGCCAUGAGUGGAAAAUAUCUACACGAUGGCUUUGCUCUGCCCUGCCCACCUGGGCUGAAAAUUCCUGAGGAAGAUGGUUACACCAUUACCCCUAACACCCUCAAGACCCUGGUGCUGGUGGGCUGUUUCACCAUCUUCUGGACCAUAUACUACAUGCUGGAAGUAUAUUUGAGCCAGAGGAAUGUGGCUUCCACUCCAGGCUGUAGGAGUGGACCCUGCCACUGGCCCCAACAGAGCCGAAAAUCCAAGGAAGAGGGGACAGAGCUAGAAUCAGUGCCACUUUGCAACAGCAAGGAUCUAGAUGGAGCAGAGACAGACAGAGGGGGCUCUCCUACCACCUCUGGCCUCCUCACCUCAGACCUGCUCGAUGAAGGGAACUGGAGCCUGUUCCAGAACAAAAAUGCCCUGGACUGCCCUCAGCAGCACCAACCCUCAGGCCUCUUACAGGGAAAGGAGGAGCAGAUUUGCUGACUUUGGGGCCUGACCGACGCAAUGUGGGACAGAUUCUUCCUUCCCAACUUUGGGGCGCUCUGGAGAGAAAGCAGUCCUAAUGCUUACAUCUGGAACCCGAGGCCUAAACAGCAUUUUCUGCUGCUCUCAGGAAGGGUGAGGGCCUUCCUAAGUACAAGUGGCAGAGGACUGAUGCUAGAGAACAUUCUGGCUAGAGACACAGGAUGGGUCUCCCACUGACUGGGAGGGUUUGGUGAGAAGGUCCUAAACAAGGGAUUGGUGCCUGCACAGGGCAGUCCUCCCUCCACCCCCAUUCUCCUGGGCAAGACAGUG
Molecule: messenger RNA, 3318 nt
Organism: Sciurus carolinensis (gray squirrel)
Lineage: Eukaryota; Metazoa; Chordata; Mammalia; Rodentia; Sciuridae
Gene: Pcsk7
Product: proprotein convertase subtilisin/kexin type 7
Exons: 17
Coding region: 643-3006 (787 amino acids)
Biological process (GO): protein processing
Cellular component (GO): trans-Golgi network; Golgi membrane
Molecular function (GO): serine-type endopeptidase activity
Source: RefSeq, a predicted model, not a curated record